This is a messenger RNA of Leptopilina heterotoma, 5387 nucleotides long. RefSeq lists its product as uncharacterized. NCBI's taxonomy places the organism in Eukaryota, Metazoa, Arthropoda, Insecta, Hymenoptera, Figitidae. The transcript has 8 exons. Gene Ontology annotation, molecular function: phosphotyrosine residue binding. The record is from RefSeq and is a predicted model, not a curated record. Bases 28 to 4029 code for a protein of 1333 amino acids.
AGUUUUCAGUUGCACGCAGGUCGUUGAAUGGAGCGCGUGUGGAGAAGAGUACAGGGUGCUGGGCGUCGUGCUGGUGGUAGCGGCGCUGUGGGACGUUGUGGAUGUCCCACGCAGCCGUGUCAGUUGCACGUGGACCAAAGAGCCAAACGUGGCGGUGGUGGUGGCGGAGGAGGUGGUAGUGCUGCUGCACGCAAAUCAAGGGGACCACAGACUAUUGUUUGUGGAUGUCAAGUGCAGCCAUGUCCCGUGCACCCAGUUUUGAUAAGGGUUCGAAGAACUCAGCGACCUCCCUCUAGCUGCGACUGUCCACCGGAUUCCCAACCCUGUCCCCACGCUUCCCGGGUUACUGUUUCGCGCCGGGUCAGAAGAUGCGACUGCACGGAGCGUCCAUGUCGUCAUAUGUCAUCAAGCACAAGACGUCGUCCUCAGGGACUUUCGUCUAUGCUACCAUUGAAUCCAGUAGUGAGAAUUAUAAAUCCAUUGAAUUCUUGUGAAUGUCCUGAUAAAACAAAUUGCCCUCAUAUUGAUGAAGAUUGUGAGUGCGAGGCAAGACCAUGUUGUCAUACAAUAAAAACACGUCGUCCUCGUCGAUCUUGCGAUUGUCCCUCACAACCAUGUCCUCAUAAGCCAGUUGAGGGUAGAAUAAAACGUGUGAAAUGUCGUGUGAGACGUGCUGGUUGUGCAAUGGCCAGAUGCACCGCCGAACUUGCAAUGUUGCAUUUACAUUGGGAACUGGCGUCAGAAUGUGCACCGUGCAAGCCUCGAGCUUUAACAAGAAGAUUGUGUCGAAGGCAGCAAAGUGACAACGAACUUUAUCGCAGCAAUAGUUUUAAAUUCGAGCGCUUCGAAAGGAAUAAAGAUGAAUGUCCCACUCCAAUUCGAAAACAGAUUUCAUUGUGUGAAGACUACAGUUUACCAGUUGAUUUCGUCAAUAAGCGACGUCCAGUAAGUGCUGCAGCAACAACAUCCACAGUCCAAUGGGCCUUACCAAGUCCUACGAUAGAUAAAACGGAGGUGGAGGUUGUCGAGCAGUACAGUGAUCCUAGAGACAGCAAAUCCAAAGCUUACAUUGAUCCAGGCGAAGAAUCACCUUUACCCACGAUUUACAGUAAAGUAAAUCGAAACUACUGUCGACCUUACACAGAUCCAUCAGCGUCAGGAUCGUCUUGUGAGGAGAACGAAUUAGAAUUAGCGAAUAACAGAAGGCGAAAGAAUCUAAAAAACUCUACGACUUUAAGUAAAGUAUUAAAUCAGGAAAAGGACAAACAGACGAAUAGUGUCGUCGUUGAUUGCGUUGCCCUGGUUCACCUUCCGGAUCAAUCUCCAAACGAAUCAGCGCAUCCGAUUCGUCAUCCUUCCCCUUAUUACUACGGCGAUCUCUUCAGAGUUCCGGAACAACAUUCACGCACUCAGCCGAAUAAAUAUCGAAAGAGUGUGAGUCUCGAUGUACCUGAUCACUCUUCAACGACUCCGGCUCUUCAUAAAAGAAAUUCAUUAGCUGGGGAUGAAACUCCUUUGCUGCAACAAGGACAAACUUUGAUAAAUUCGACGACUACAACAACAACUGGAGAGCAUGUUCUUCCCUCAGGGAGCGAAGCAACAAACAGCGUGGUCACCGAAUGGGAUCAGUCUCUCAUGCCACCGAAUAGACUUCUGAGUCAUGAUCUAUCAACAAACGUCUGCACUUGCAUUGCUUCGCCCGAGGAGGAUGAGCUAGAAACGCCAAAGCCGCAAAUACAGCGGCAAAAGAGCAGAAAAUAUCGCCGAACUAGAAAAAUUGAUCCCCAAACGAUUCUAUUCGAAGACGAUAACGAUCAGGAAGGUGAGGACGAGGACGAAGAAGAAGAAGAGGAGGAGGAGGGUGACGAAGAGAUGGCAAGACAACGUCAACUCUAUGAGACUGCAUUCGACUGCAAAAUCAGCAGAUCGGAUGAUGAUCUCGACGAUCUUGAUCGGGUGACAAAUCAUCCUGUUUUGCAUUCACAAAUGCGAACCAGUAAUACAGUGCCAUUAUCCAGAGCAAGUUCAUUAACAGAAUCGUCCAAACAGUCGCAAGUUCCUCAUUCCGGUUCUCAGGCAAAUAAGGACCAUCGUCGUAAAGUAGUGAUCCUCCGCCCAAAGCCAAUACCGAGUCAUCUAAAUCAUCAGCAAUCGGACACUUUGUCCCAGGACAUUGAAUCCCUCCAAAUAAAUUCAAGUGACGAGAAGACUGGCUCCCCAAGAUUACCGACUCGUGGCUACACUCCAUCGCCGCCGUCCACGGCGCCUUUGCCCGCUAAAUUCCACGGAAACAGAGAUAAUCUCUUACUAAACAUACGUAGCGCACCCAAUUUGCCUUCUCAACCUGACCAUCCGAGAUUAAAAGACAUGAAAUUACCGAUUAAGUCACUAAGAGCAAAGGACACAUCCCAAAGUAACGAAAGCAGUAUUCUAGAAAUCAAAAGCCGACCAAAGAGUUUCGUUUCCGAGUCCACCGAUUCGCAGAACCGUCGCUUUGGAAAGGAUUUGAUUUUAGAAUUCAAGGGCAGGCCUAGAGAAGAAAGACAGCGUCCGCGAAGUCUAAUUCGCGAAAGCAAACCCAUAAUGGAAUUUAAGGGAAGGCCCCAUGAGUCGGAGACCGACGCUCCUAAACCUAGAAGCGAACAAGGUUUACUAGAAUUUAAACUAAGGAAUAACAGACGAAGACCUGGUUAUUCGAGUACUGAAAGCAUGGCCACGAGUAGUAGCGGUGGCAGUAUGGAAUCUUUGCGAAGCAGCACUAGCGAAGGAAAUAGAUCAACAAGCAGCUCCGAAAGUCACCACAGCACUAGUCUCAGUUCCCACAGUUCAGACAGUGGCACUACAAAUUGCUUCCACCAUCACCACCACCAUCAUCAUCAUCACCAUCAACAACCGAAUCUCUCCGGCUUUCUCACACACCACACAAAUAAACUACACAUCCUCUCCCCCAUUUCCGACAAAUCAUCCCAAGAACCAGCCUCUGAGACAUCGGACAACAACCGAAAUAACAAUUCCCAAAAAGCAUCACCCGAGGAUGUAAUUACGGAAAUUGUCACAAAUACCAAUGCCACAACACCCACUGAUACAUCAUUCAAGAAACGAAGAACGCCACAAAAUAAAAAUCUUAUUAAUCUCGCACUUCAAUCAUCGUCAUCAGGUGAUGCAGAAAUACAGGGAUCGGAUAGCGGAAUUUCGAUAGAGUCACGAACUGGAAUCAAGUGUAAGCCGUUUGGCUUUCAUGUACCAAAACCUCAAUUGGAUAACAUCAAUUUAGUUGAUAAUGAAACUGAAUUAUCGGAUUUGCCUUUUGACAUGCCAAAGCUCCGUCGGAGGAGAUUACUUAUGCAACAGGACGCCACAACUUCCGGUAGUGCUACUAGUGUUGAUUUAAGAGAUUUGCCAUUUGAUAUGCCUAAACUUAGGAGAAGAUUGAGAUGCACACAGAGCAAUGAGUCAAGUGCAUCGCAAGCUUCGUCCAGUUUGUCUGUUCGAGACUUGGAACCACCAUCUGCAUUUGGCGGCGGCAUGGCGAGACCGAAGAUGACUCUGAAUUUGGAUGGCAGUGGAAAUGGGGUCGGAAACAUUUUUGGAGUAGGAGAAAUGAAUCAGCUUGGAUCAAAGAAACCUGGAGGAUUAAGUCUUGGACUUCCUUUGGAGUUCACUGCGUCGAGAGGUGCAGCUGAUCUUGUUGAUGUUGAUCUUCCAUUAGAGCGACAAGGAUGGUAUCAUGGAUCUAUAACACGAAUUGAAGCUGAAGCAGUUCUUCGAUUGUUACGUGAGGGAAGCUAUCUUGUGAGGAACAGCGAAUCGACAAAGCAAGAUUAUUCCCUAUCUUUAAAGAGUGCUAGAGGUUUUAUGCAUAUGCGAAUUCAGCGACACGAGGAUUUAAAUGCCUUUAUUCUUGGACAAUUCAGCAAACCAUUUGAUACAAUACCGGAAAUGGUUCGUCAUUUUAGCGUGAACCGUCUUCCAAUUCGUGGGGCUGAACACAUGUGUCUUCUACAUCCAGUAAUAGCGCAACUAUUAUAGCGCAACUAUCGCAGCGCUCUCUAAAAAGCGCUAAAACAAAAAAAAUUUUUCCUUUUUAUCAAUGAACAAUUCACCUUUCUAAUUAUCCUUUAAUUUUCUUUUUUCUUUUUGCAAAUUUUGAAACAAACACCCGAUUUUUAAAUAAUAGUUUCAAAUUUAUAUUCUAUUUUAAAAAGCAAAAUCGCAGGUUACAAAAAAAAGAAAACAAAAGUGGCCUGAACAAUAGGACAAUAAUUUAAUUCCACGCAUAUAUUUAAAGAAAAAAAAAAGAACAUGAUACUUAAUUUGUGAGCAGUAGAUUAUGAAAAUAAUUUUAUUCAAAUAUUUUUUUUUUGAGAUAUUUUUUUGAAAAGAACUAUUUUCAAUAUAUAUAUAGGUUUAUAUAAAUGAAAAUCUAUUCUAAAUUUCGUUUCUUAUCUGCUCGCUCAUUACUCAUUUUUUCUUAACGUAUUGACAAAUUUUUGAAAUUUUCUCUCAAAUGAAGGGGCAAAAUUUGAAAAUUCGUCACUGGUUAAUAAAAAACAACCACACUUAUUGUCUUCCUUGGCAAAAAUAGAACGAAACAGCUACCUCCGAAAACUAAUUUUUGAAUCGUGAAUUUUUCCGAUGAUUCGAAGGUGGAUUGGUUGUUUGUUUCAGUAGAUUUAUUUUUAAGAGCAGAUAGUUAAGUUGUAAAUAAAAAAAAAGAAAAAUGUUAAUCAGGGUGAGAAUGUAAUGUUUCAAAAUGAAAAACCCCGAUUGUAGUUUAAAAAAAGGAAACAAUUUUUGUCGUUCUAAAUCUAGUUACAAAAAAAGUUGUAUCUAAAAAUAAAAUUGUUUCUCCUUUGGCAAAUCGACUUAAAAAUUGUUAUCCAAAAAAAAUAUGAAUUUCUUUCAAUAAACAAAAAUGUCAAGAAAGAAAUGUUUGAUUUUAAAAAUCGGAUAUUUUCAAUUUGAAAAUAUAGAAAUAAAAAAAAAAUGUGUGUAAAAAUGAUUCGAUAAAUAACGAGAAAAAUGCCAAAUGCUACUUCUAAUCAUAAUCAUAUAGUCAAAAAAAAACACUUAGCGUUUAUUGCUAUAGUGAUAGAAUAAACGUAAAUUAAUCAAUCAAGAGCAUUAGCAUUUGAUUCGUGUUUUAUUUUUUGCCGAUAAGCGAAAUUAAAGAAGAAGAAGAAAAAAUUGUCCAAUUUAAUGCAAAUGUCCAAUAUUAAUUUCGCUUAUCAUUAUUAAUUUUUGAUGACCUAAGUCAUCCGUCCGAAUGUUUAAAAAAAAAGAGGAGAAUUCUCGAGGGCAACUGAUACAUAUUUUUUCAUGUGAUAUUAAUUUGUUACAGAGGUAAAGCCUAGUUUCACCUGUGAUCUGUUAUUCCAUUAUUAAAA